CCCAUCAAGGACAAGCUAGACCUGGACUGCUCCAAGAGAAGUAGACCUGCUGGCUGACUACUCUCGCUACUUGCUGCUCGCCUAGUCCACGAAACACUUAUCGCACAGCCUCAUACAUACCGAGAUGGAGGUGAAAGCCAGACAUAUUUCGGAAGUGAAUCGUAUGGACUACGAGGAAUUCAUUGAAGUGUUUGGCAAUGUGAUUGAACACUGUUCGUUGUGCGCAGCCGCGGUGUGGCGGUACAGGCCCUUCCGUGACGUGAAACACUUACACGAAGAAAUCGGCCGCUUCAUAGACGAUCUACCAGAGGCAGGAAGAGAGGCCAUUUUACGUAGCCACCCUGAUCUAGCAGGAAGGUUGGCAGGACUGGGAAAGCUUACAUCAGAAUCCACGAGAGAACAAAAGGCAGCUGGCCUAGAUGGCCUUACCCAAGAAGAGAGAACUCAAAUGGCAACUAUGAACAACCAAUACCGAGAGCAAUUUGGUUUUCCCUUUGUAAUAUGUGCCAGGGAGAAUAAGAAAGAGGCAAUUUUACAGGGACUGGCAACACGUCUCAAGAACAGCCCACAGGCAGAAUUGGCCAAGGGGAUCAUUGAGGUGAAGAAGAUUUGUUACCUACGACUUCUGGAUCUUGUAGAACAUGAAGGAGUGGAAAGCAGGUUGUGAGGAGUAAGAGUACCUCUUUGUCAUAUUCUCAUAACAGCCUUUUCACUCGCAGUUACUUAACAGUUGCCAAACAGGUGCCUUGGCAAAAAUAUUUUAAAAUUCUUUUCUUACAUGGUAGAUUUAGUUUUUUCCACAAGUCUUGUAUAGGUCCAUAUCUUUCUAAACUGUUCUAAGCAAUUACCAUGCCACUUUUUGUGCAAGGUAUUCAAGCAGUUCUUCAGUAUAGUAUUUCUAAGAAUUUCCAGUAUUCGAAUAUUUUGUGUUAGCUACAGUGCUGAGAAGUUAUUGGUACUGGAAUGUAAAAUUUAGGGCAAAGGCCAAGCGCUGGGACCUAUGAGGUCAUUCGGCACUGAAAAUAAUGUUGAAACAAUUGUUAGAAGACGGUAGAUAUUCAGAUGGAAGAGAAAAUGACUGUAGGUAUAGUAAAAAGGGAAUUAAUGGAUUUGCAGCCAGGGGCCAAAGGGAUGCUGCAAAGAACCUCAGGUAAUACAUACAGUGCACUGACAGCACUAUCCCCAAAUGGGAACUGAGAAAUUAUUCAGGGUCCUUCCACGACAUCAAAAUUAUGAUUAUGCAAUGACAUCUCUCACGAGCAGCCUGAAUUCUGUGUAAUCAUCCUUGCUUAUUCAUGAAAACAAGUGCAUAAAAUUAGCACGGUAACAGUUUAGUUCUUAACGAAUGACAACUAAAAAAAUUUUCUUUUGAGUUGAUAAAUGCAUUGAACUGCUGGCAAUAAAUUAUUGCCCAAAUCAUAAGCUUUAUCUCAGUAAAGGACUAAGAUAACUAACACAUAAAAUAUAAAAAGCUUAACACCCA
Molecule: messenger RNA, 1483 nt
Organism: Macrobrachium nipponense
Lineage: Eukaryota; Metazoa; Arthropoda; Malacostraca; Decapoda; Palaemonidae
Product: 2-oxo-4-hydroxy-4-carboxy-5-ureidoimidazoline decarboxylase-like
Exons: 3
Coding region: 125-667 (180 amino acids)
Biological process (GO): urate catabolic process; allantoin metabolic process
Cellular component (GO): peroxisome
Molecular function (GO): 2-oxo-4-hydroxy-4-carboxy-5-ureidoimidazoline decarboxylase activity
Source: RefSeq, a predicted model, not a curated record